Messenger RNA from Penicillium argentinense, 1542 nucleotides. RefSeq names its product Homogentisate 1-2-dioxygenase. Gene Ontology annotation, cellular component: cytoplasm. Gene Ontology annotation, molecular function: homogentisate 1,2-dioxygenase activity. The transcript is spliced from 5 exons. The record is from RefSeq and is a predicted model, not a curated record. Lineage: Eukaryota; Fungi; Ascomycota; Eurotiomycetes; Eurotiales; Aspergillaceae. Gene Ontology annotation, biological process: L-phenylalanine catabolic process. The coding region runs from base 1 to 1542 and encodes 513 amino acids.
AUGCCUGCUUCACCUAUUACAGAAAGAAAGCCGGUCAAAGACCUACAAAAGGUCUUCCACUAUACGGAUGCCAUGAGCCGCAAGCCGACAAGAGAUAACGAUCCCUACGAAUACCAGGCUGGCUUCGGCAACCGUCACCAAUCCGAGGUCAUCCCCGGAACACUGCCAGCAGGUCAAAAUAACCCCCAGGAGGCUCGCUUCGGCUUAUACACGGAAGGAAUUACAUACUCUGCCUUUGUAGCUCCACGACAUGUCAACUUCAGCACAUACAUGUACCGUGUGCGGCCUGCAGCAGCUCACAAUGGCUACAAGGCCAACAUCCCCCACAAGUCCGAUAUCGAAAACUGCCUAAUGACCCUUAACCCCAGAGUGGCGACUCUGGCGGAACAAGGCGAAUGGGCGCCUUUCCCACUACCUAAGGAAGACGAGAAGAUCGAUUUUGUCGACGGACUGCACACCCUCGGAGGAAGUGGAGACCCCAACCUGCGCGAGGGAAUCGCACUCUACGUUUACAUGAUCAACGCCGACAUGGACCAACGAGCAUUCUGCAACACAGAUGGCGAUUUUUUGAUCACCGCCCAACUGGGAAACCUGGAUAUCCAGACCGAGCUUGGAAAGCUAUUCGUGCAGCCCGGGGAGAUCUGCGUUAUUCCUCGAGGCAUCCGCUUUUCUGUUCGUCUGGGACCAGGACACAGCGUCGCUCGCGGAUACAUCACAGAGAUCUGGGGUUCGCGAUGGGAACUACCUGACCUAGGGCCCAUUGGAGGACAUGGUCUGGCCAACCCUCGCGAUUUUUUGCACCCGGUGGCCUUUAUCGAUGACAAUCUGCACGAAGACUGGGCUAUCGUCAACAAGGCAAAUGGUCUGUACCACGCAAUCGAGCAGGAUCACAGCCCGUUCGAUUUAGUCGCUUGGCAUGGAAAUGUCGUCCCUUACAAGUAUGACCUGACGAAAUUCUCCUCUCAAAACUCCACUUCGAUCGACCACACCGAUCCCUCCAUCAACACCGUCCUUACCGCCGCCUCUCGCGACCCGAACACUCCCCUCGCUGAUUUCCUGUGGUUCGGACCUCGGUGGGAUGUUGCAUCCAAUACCUUCCGUCUACCCUACUUUCAUCGCAACUCGGCCACCGAGUUCCUCGCAUCUCUAUAUGGGAAUGGACUGGGUCGUUCGGAUGACUUCUUGCCUGGUGGCGGAAGUGUGGAGAUAAGCCAUACACCGCAUGGCAACUUCAGUGAGGAUUAUGUAUAUGAGAUGCAGAACCAGGUCAAUCAGCCUCGGAAGAUCCUUGAGAACCAAAUGACCAUCAUGAUUGAGAGCAGUCGGUCGUUCUUGUUCACGGAGUAUGCCCGCACUGGCUGCGGCACUUUCAAGAACCAAGGAACUGAUCCGAAGGUCUGGGAUGCAUUGCCGGAUAAGUUCUCCUCGUACCCCAAUAUCCAAAAGAUCCUCCAGCGUGCCAAGGAGGACCGGGAGGCUCGCAAGCAACGCCUUGAGACAUUCUACGAUGAUGACCGACUGGCAGAACUGGCUCGUCAAUAG